GGGUUUGAGCCGCCCACAAAAGACGGCAUGGACAAAAAGCGCAAGCUGAUUGAGGAGGAGGAGAAGCGGCUGUGGCGGCAGGUGGAGAGUCGGGCGCUGGACGCGGCGGCGGCGGCGCGGGUGGAGUUCCGCAAACGGCGCGACGCCGAGCUGCUGGCGGCGGCGCGGCAGGUGGUUGCUGACAGGCGCAAACCCGACCUGAUUGCGGCGCUGCCGGUGGCGGACUCCCGGCCCGGCGCAUACGCCUGGUGCGGCGGGCCGCCGCGGGCCGGCGCCCGGGCCUUCCUGGCCUACAACAAGAUACAGGGCGGCCAGGGCGGUGGCCUGCCCCACGCCGGCUCCGGCAUUCGGGUGCACAUGGGGUACGACAACUGGUGGAACAAGAUAUCCCAGACCAUCGACCUGUCCCCUCUGAGUCCCGAGGACGCCGCUGCCAAGGGUCUGCCGAGCGGGCAGGGCGCGCAGUGGUGGGGGUGCUGGGUGGAUGUGCCGUACAGCGCAGCCGUACUCAACUUCGUGUUCAGCGACCGGGAGCAGCGCAUGUGGGACAACAACAACCAGCGCGACUUCCACACUGCGGUGGCGGGCGCACACAGCGGCGAGGAGCUGGUGGAGAUGCUGUACGGCGCCAUGAAGAAGGACAGCGCUGAUGCGGACAAGGAGGUUGAGGACCGGGCGGCGCUGCGGGCGGUGCGCAAGGUGGAGGCCAAGGGUCUGACCAUGCGCAAGCGGCGUGAGGUAGUGCACGAGUUCCUGUACACCGUACCACUCAGCCCCAAGGCUGGACAGGUGGUGGACGUGUACUACCGGCCCGAGGCCACCAUGCUGCGAGGCCGGCCCGAGAUAUGGCUGCGCGCCAGCUGGAACCGCGGCAGCGCCAACACCGGGGCGGGGGGCGCCGCGCAGCUGCGGCCGGUGACGGCUCGGCUGCUGCCCUGCCUGCCGGGCGGGCUGGGCUUCUACAAGGCCACUGUGCAGGUCCCUCCCUCCGCCUGGGGCCUGGACCUGUCCUUCAGCGACGGCGAGGCCAUGAGCGGCAGCGGCUUCCUGGACGACAACGGCGGGCUGGAAUACCACGUGCCGCUGGAGGGAAGCGCCAAGCCGCGGCAGAUGCUCAAGAUCGUGCAUGUGGCUGUGGAGAUGGCGCCCAUUGCCAAGCGCUCGUACGCCUCCGCCCGCGCCGCCAGCACCUUGUCCUCCGUGGGCGCGUCCGCCAGAGGCAGCUCGUAGUCCUGGGGGGGGGGCGGGUGGGUGGGCAGGGUUUGGGUUGGGUUGGGUGGGUGGGUUGGUGGGUAUGUGUAUAGGGUGUGUGGUAUGUGGGUGUGGGUAUGGCUGUGUGGUUGGGUAGUAGGUUGGGGGAGGGUGACCGUCCGUGAAACAACGGAAUGAGAGGGAGGGGGAGAAGGAAACAUGUGUUGCAGGAACUGAGGGACGGAGGGGA
This is a messenger RNA of Chlamydomonas reinhardtii, 1441 nucleotides long. RefSeq lists its product as uncharacterized. Gene Ontology annotation, molecular function: starch binding. The record is from RefSeq and is a predicted model, not a curated record. The coding region runs from base 28 to 1230 and encodes 400 amino acids. The transcript is spliced from 12 exons. NCBI's taxonomy places the organism in Eukaryota, Viridiplantae, Chlorophyta, Chlorophyceae, Chlamydomonadales, Chlamydomonadaceae.